AUGGCUCAUUUCGUUGCCCCAGAAUCCUUUCUUAAGGACAUGGUCGCGUUCCUAGAACAGAGGUUGGAUGCCCUUCCUGCCCGGCCCUUCAAUUAUGAAGAUCAUAUCAAAAAUGUCCAAUCAGUAGUGGAACUGAUGGAGGUUUUGGAAGAAAUUGUCCCAGAGGCGAUGGACUUGAAUGGAAAUGGCGAAGCUUUCCGCGCUUAUAGGCAAAUGUAUGAUUCGUAUUCUGGGUAAGUAUUUUUGUUGAUUUAUGCAGCUUUUCAAAUUGAAAAUUUUUGUAUUUCACGAUAUAAGCUAUACUUCUUUUAAUUCGAUUAUUUUCAGAUUGUCCAUCCAGUUAUUAAAAUCGACUCAGGGACAAGUCAAAAUAGAGAAUGACGUAUGUCAUAUCUGCCUGGAAGAGCAAGCUAUCGAACCCAUGUACUGCUUGCAGUGCCUCAAGGUUGUUGGUUGCACAUCGUGCAUAAACGAAUUCGUGUCCCACAACGAAACCGUCGUAAAAUGCCCAAACUGCCAAAGAAAAUCUCAAGCUGCCACUCCACUGUUUGGUCGCCUAAAACAGUAG
This is a messenger RNA of Bursaphelenchus xylophilus (pine wood nematode), 568 nucleotides long. Lineage: Eukaryota; Metazoa; Nematoda; Chromadorea; Rhabditida; Aphelenchoididae. The record is from the annotation of a GenBank genome assembly.